GCCACGUGCGGCCGCCCUCUCCGCGCCAUGAAGUUCCGCGCCAGGAUCACCCGCAGGGCCUUCCUCGAGCUCUUCAUCCACCUGUGCAGCACCCUGGCGAAGCUGGCGAAGCUGGUGGUGCUCCGCGUGUGCCCGGACGGGCUGUACUUCGGCUCGGCGGGGCUCAGGGCCGUCCCGGAGGCCAGGGUGUGGUGCGAGGUGAGGCGCGAGGCCUUCUCGCAGUUCCGCAUGGAAGGCCCCUCGGAAGAACACGACGAGAUCUACCUGGAGCUGACCUCGGGGCACCUGGCCAGGGCCCUGAGGAGCGCGGGCGGCGCGUCCUCCGUGAAGCUGCAGCUGACGCACAAGCGCCGGCCGUGCCUCACGGUGGCCGCCGAGCUGGCCCUGCGCACGGGCCACACCCGCAUGGUGGUGCACGACCUGCCCGUGCGGGUGCUGCCCCGGCGGGCCUGGGCCGAGUGUCCGCAGCGGCCGCGCCUGCCGAGCCCGGACGUGAGCGUCCACCUGCCGCCCCUGAGGACGCUGCGCAGCAUCGUGGAGCGCAUGGCCAACCUGAGCCAGCACGUGCUGCUGGAGGCCAGUCCGCAGGGCAGGAUGCACCUGAGCAUAGACACGAGCGCCGUGUCCAUCCGGAGCUCGUUCGAGAACCUCGGCCGCCCCCCAAGGGCCCAGCAGGACGGGGCUGAGGACAGAGACCCCAAGAGCAUGGCGCAGGUGCGUGUGGACAACCGCAGGCUGCUGCACUUCUUGGAGGCCCAGCAGAUGAACCCCACCACGGCCCUGUGCAACAUUCGCAGCGACGCCCUGCUGCACCUCGUUUUGCUAAAUGACGACGUCUCUCUUGAAUAUUUAAUUCCCACCGUAUGAAAGUUGAGCUAGCGUGGAUUUUGUUUGUUUUUGGACACUCUUUUCAAAAUUGAAAGAGACCCCCGAGUGACUUAUUUUGGGAGUCGGCCGUCUCCCUGACUUAGGCAGAAUCUGUAUUUUGUUGAGCUCUUUUUGCAAAAUUUAAAUGGAAAAAAAAUCAGUGAUGAAAUAGUUGCAUGUCUUGACCUUUUGUUUAUUAAUAAAGUUUAUCAUAUAGAUGAUUUCCUUAUUUAUGCCUUACUGGGAAAAGCAAGACAAAUGUUACAAAAUAAAAGAAGAUUUGGAUCCUUAAAACAGUUGUAUCAGUAUUUUAUGAUAAGACGGAAAAACUGUAUUGGUAGUCAAUUUUAAAAUAACUCACGUGGCAUUUCCUGAAAGAGUUUUCUUGUUUUAGGGAGCUGGAUCAAUCUGAAGGGUGGCAGGUAUGUAAUUAGCAGUCGUGUGCAUUACGAGGUCUCUGUUAAGCUAUGUGAGUUU
Ochotona princeps (American pika) is the source of this 1344-nucleotide messenger RNA. It is a transcript of the gene HUS1B, whose product is annotated as HUS1 checkpoint clamp component B. Bases 28 to 867 code for a protein of 279 amino acids. NCBI's taxonomy places the organism in Eukaryota, Metazoa, Chordata, Mammalia, Lagomorpha, Ochotonidae. Gene Ontology annotation, biological process: mitotic intra-S DNA damage checkpoint signaling; mitotic DNA replication checkpoint signaling; nucleotide-excision repair. The transcript has a single exon. Gene Ontology annotation, cellular component: nucleolus; site of double-strand break; checkpoint clamp complex. The record is from RefSeq and is a predicted model, not a curated record.